UAUCGAUUAGUCGAUUUCUAUAGCAGUAAUCGAUAGACACUUUAGAGAGUGACCAUUUGACUUGUUGCACGUUUGAAAACAAACGACAGUGAGGUGUUCAUACAUCACAGUGACUAGUGCAUUGCCCAUCACUGUCAGAUCAUAUGUGGCAUGACCUGUGUCUGAGUGCUGCUGCUUCAAGAAGUGGCUACAACAGUGACUUUAUAUUUGUGAAGAAAUGCAGAAAUACUGAAAAAUGAAGUGAGCUGAUGAUAACGUGGGUGUCCAGGUGUUACAACCGAAAAAAGUUAUGAGUGAAAGCAGUGAUGUGGAAUCACCGUGAAAUGAAUGGAACAGAGUAGCAUACAGAUGGAAGGGAGCUCAUUAAAAUAUGUCAAGAACAGAAGGAAACCCAUGAUUGAACCCUGUGGAGUACAUAACGUAAUUUCACCCCAGUUAGAUGAAGUGGCAAACUUAUUUAAAUCACUUGACCCAUAUAAGGAAACUUUUUGCUUCCUGUUCUGUAGGAUUCCAUACCCAUUUGUGCGUGCAUCACAGCAUUCAUGUUGCAUAGUUAUGAAACCUACAAAUGGAGAUUUCCUCAAUGAUUACUUGAAUUCUAAAGACCUUCAUAUAGGAGUCACUUCAUCUGAGGGGUUAGUGGUGGAAUAUGACAAAAAUGGGUUGCAGCAUGACAAAGCGAGCUUGUGGAAACAGUGCUUAAUAGUAGAUGGUGCUGAUGAGUCUUGGAGUGAAAUAUGGGAUAACACUUUAAGACAUGUGUCCAGUCUAACUUGCUGGUCUCCUGAAAGGUACAAUGAAGAAAAUUUCAACUGCUACAAUUUUGUUUUGAAAUUUUUGCAAGAGUUGAGGCAUGGAGCCCUUAGUGCAGCCGCUGUCAGUAGAACAAGAUUUUGUGAAAGUUACAUUGUGCCUCAAACUACGACAGCAGGAAAAUACAUUUCUCUGUACCGAAAACUGAAAAAAAGUGGCUGCGUUAUUCACAGAAUAUCUUCAUAACACACUUAAAUAGGGAGUGUUUGUAUAUGUUGCAGUAUUUUUGUUUUAUCAUCUAAAUGUAUAUUUUUUUAAAUAAAAUUUACUAUUCAUAACAAAUA
This is a messenger RNA of Schistocerca gregaria, 1097 nucleotides long. Its product is annotated as MKRN2 opposite strand protein. The record is from RefSeq and is a predicted model, not a curated record. Bases 328 to 999 code for a protein of 223 amino acids. The transcript is spliced from 7 exons. Lineage: Eukaryota; Metazoa; Arthropoda; Insecta; Orthoptera; Acrididae.